This is a messenger RNA of Astyanax mexicanus (Mexican tetra), 3050 nucleotides long. RefSeq names its product T-box transcription factor 4 (gene tbx4). Gene Ontology annotation, biological process: angiogenesis; cell fate specification; regulation of transcription by RNA polymerase II. The record is from RefSeq and is a predicted model, not a curated record. The transcript has 9 exons. Gene Ontology annotation, cellular component: nucleus. Gene Ontology annotation, molecular function: DNA-binding transcription factor activity, RNA polymerase II-specific; RNA polymerase II cis-regulatory region sequence-specific DNA binding. NCBI's taxonomy places the organism in Eukaryota, Metazoa, Chordata, Actinopteri, Characiformes, Acestrorhamphidae. Bases 160 to 1836 code for a protein of 558 amino acids.
GUCAGGCUCCAGGAGCGCGGGCUGGAGAUGCUGAGCUGCGGGCUGAGCGCCGCGUAACGCUGGGAUAACCCGCCCGCCGCACCGCACCGCGCGCGCCGCAAAGCGCCGAGGACCCGGAUAUGGAGGGACUGAGCCCAUAGUCGGUCCAUCAGCCGAGAGAUGCUCCAGGAGAAGGCCUCAGCUGUGGCUGAUGACGGCGUGACUGUGGCCCAGUCUGGUGGGCUUCCAGAACUUGCUGCUGAUUCCUCACACCUGGGUUUACCUGAGACUCCCAGCAUCCCCCACAAUAAUGAAGUCGACCAGAACAUUGAGAACAUUAAAGUUCUUCUUCAUGAGCGUGAACUGUGGAAGAAGUUCCACGAGGCGGGAACUGAGAUGAUCAUCACUAAAGCAGGCAGGCGGAUGUUUCCCAGCUAUAAGGUGAAAGUCACGGGGAUGAACCCAAAAACCAAAUAUAUCCUAUUAAUAGACAUUGUUCCAGCUGAUGAUCAUCGGUACAAGUUCUGCGACAAUAAGUGGAUGGUGGCUGGUAAAGCAGAGCCUGCCAUGCCCGGGCGUCUCUACGUUCACCCCGACUCUCCGGCUACAGGAGCUCACUGGAUGAGACAAUUAGUCUCCUUUCAGAAGCUGAAGCUCACCAACAACCACCUGGACCCUUUUGGACACAUCAUCCUGAACUCUAUGCACAAAUAUCAGCCCCGGCUGCACAUCGUAAAAGCAGACGAGAACAACGCCUUCGGCUCUAAGAACACAGCUUACUGCACUCACGUGUUCCACGAAACCACGUUUAUCUCUGUGACGUCCUACCAGAACCAUAAGAUAACACAGUUAAAGAUUGAGAACAAUCCGUUUGCCAAAGGUUUUCGUGGAAGUGAUGAGGGAGACCUGCGUGUAUCCAGGCUGCAAGGGAAAGAUUACCCAGUGAUCUCUAAGAACAUGGUCCGGCAGCGGCUCAUCUCCUCACACCCUCACCUGUCCGGGAAGUUGAGUUCAGGUGUUCUGACUGGUCACCCACAGGUCCACUCCCACUACCAGUACGAGACUGGAGUCCCGCUGCCCAGUUCAGACCCACAGGAGCCCCUGACCAGCCCGUUCACUUCCAGCAGAGAAUCCAGUCUGAUUUACCACUGCUUCAAACACAGAGAUAACUCCCGGCACUUGGAGCUGGGCUGUAAGCGGCCGUAUCUUGAUGGAGCUCCGUCAGCCGUUCCUGAGGAGCACUACUUCCGCUCGCCUCCGUCAUACGAGCCUCCGUUACUGAGCCACUCCUACUGCGGCGGCGGCGAGGCGCUGAGCUCCAGAGACGCCUGCAUGUACGGGGGUAUGGAGGUGGAGGCGGGUGCCGGGGGGGCGGUGGGUUCUGAGGAACUUCCUCCACCCUCGCUGAACUGCAACAUGUGGGCGUCGGUGCAGCCGUACCCUCGCUAUGGCGUGCAGACUGUGGAGGCUGUGCCCUACCAGCCCUUUACCGCCCACUUCUCCAGCACCGCCACCGCCGCCACCGCCGUGGUGCCGCACCACUCGCCGACCGUGCAGCGUCCUCAACCGGCUCCUCCCCUUCCUGAGCUCAUGUCCUUCACCGCACAGCGAGCUCUACCACCACCGGCUCCUUCCUCCUCCUCAUCAUCAUCAUCCUCACCCUCCGGCACCGGGUCCCGCGACAGAACCGCCCACCCGCCUCUGUACCACAGGAAAUCCGCCGGCUCUCCUCUGAGACCCCACAGAGAUUACUCAGCCUACCCCUGCCAAAGCCCCACCCCCAGAGACCCCGUCUACCAGUACCACCAGAUGGGUCUCAGCAGCAUAGGAGCCCCCCCGCACUGGACUGAUAGCUAAAGCUAAGCUAAAGCUAGGGGGAGAUUAGAUUAGAGGUGUGUGAAAUGGUCAGGUGUCAGGUGAUGAGGUUUACCUGUUACACUGUAAACCCGGAUACGCUGAAUUUACUUCAAAAAAAAAGAAAGAAGGAAUUUGAGGAAACUGGUUGCCUUAAAAAUGUUAAGUAAUGGGGAAUGAAAACUUGAGUUAGCAUAACUUAGAACAUCAAGUUAUUACAACUAAAGAAGAAGUAGAUUUAACUUUUUAAAUGUUUUGUUAUACUGUAAAACCGGAUAAGUUGAGUUGAGUAAACUUAAGCUUUUUUACCCAUUACUUAACUUUUUUAAGGCAACCAGUUUCCUCAAACUUUUUAAGUAAACUCAACUUAUCUGGUCUUACAGUUUAACAAAAAUUUUAAAAAGUAAAAUCAACUCCCCCUUUAGUUGUAAUAACUUUUUAAAUAAUGUUUUAAAUUUAUGCUAACUUACAAAGUUUGAGGAAACCGGUUGCCUUAAAAAAGUUAAGUAAUAGGGAAUAAAAACUUGAGUUAGCAUAACUUAGAACAUCAAGUUAUUACAACUAAAGGGGAAGUUGAUUUAUUUGUAAGGUAGUCCAGGGGGAAACACUACACACUGAUGGUGAGUGUCUGUCAGAAACUGUUGGACACGCCCAGUAUGCAAAUAGAUUGUGACAGAAGCCAAUGACAAAACAGACUAAACUCAGUUAUUAUAAGUUGAUUCAACUCAAAGAUCUCAGUGUGAAUAGUAAUACUAAAAUAGUUGAGUAUUGUUUAGAAAUAUCCAAUUUUAUAUAAAACUGACUUAAAUCAUUUGAGUUUAAACAGCGUCUGGGUUUACAGUGGACCUGUUGCCUUAGAGAAGUGGUGGUUGCCAUACCCGGUCCUGGUGUUCCCCUGCAAUCCCCCCCCCCCUCAACCAUUCUGAAAUAUUCUUGUGGUUUUUUUUUUUGUGUUAUUUCUAUGCAACACGUACACAUACUUCAACUCAGGAUAAAAUAAAAUAAAAGUAAAAUUAAAUACAUUUUUUGCUCAUUAGUUGAUCUUUUAGUUUAAUUAGAAGCAGGAAAACAGCAAGAUAUGCAAGAGGUUCUCCCACGAUGAGGGUUUAGAAACCCAGACCCAAGCUGUGUUCCAAUAACUAAGAUGCAGUAGAUGUAGAACAGGACCUUUUUAGAACUGUUUUAUGAAGAGUGUGGAAUAUAUAUAUAUAUAUAUA